Molecule: messenger RNA, 1293 nt
Organism: Talaromyces atroroseus
Lineage: Eukaryota; Fungi; Ascomycota; Eurotiomycetes; Eurotiales; Trichocomaceae
Exons: 2
Coding region: 1-1293 (430 amino acids)
Biological process (GO): rRNA base methylation
Cellular component (GO): cytoplasm
Molecular function (GO): rRNA (uridine-N3-)-methyltransferase activity
Source: RefSeq, a predicted model, not a curated record
AUGGCAAAAGCAAAGCACAAGCCCACCAAAGCACAAGGCUCAACAGCAGACGCCAAAAAGAGAAAAAUGCAACACUUCCAACGGGUUUCGUUAUCCUCGACGACAAGCCAUCAACAAUCGCAAAAGAAGAGGAAAUUAGCAGACAGUCAAGAGCAGCAGCAACAGGCAUGGAAAGGGAAGAAGAAGAACGAUAACAACCACCAACAAGAACUGCACCAACGACCGACAAUACCGUAUCAGAGGAAAGAUCGGAUAUUGUUGAUUGGGGAAGGCGAUUUCUCAUUUGCUCGUUCUCUCUAUGAGCAUCAUCGUUGCAAAAGUGUGUUUGCGACUUGCUAUGACUCCCAGGAUACUCUUUUGGAGAAGUAUCAUGGACAGGCAGAGGAAAAUAUCAAAAAGUUCCUUGAUUGUGGCGAUGGUGAUGAAGAGCAAGUAAAGGAGAAGACGGGCUUUGCAAUCGAUUCUGAAAGGUCCGAAAGGGCAGAAGAAGAUAUUAAAAGAAAAAAGAACACCCGCAAAGUCCUAUAUUCAGUCGACGCUCGCAAAUUAGGCUCAAACGUCGGUGGCGGAAAGGAUAUUCGAAAAGGGAUUCCACCCCGCCAAAGGAGGAAGACACUGGAUUUCCAAUGGAAUAAAACCAAGGAUUCAUCAUCCAAGGGCAAAGGAGAGGACGACGGUCCGUGGGAUAUCAUAUCCUUCAACUUCCCGCAUGUGGGCGGCUUAUCGACCGAUGUCAACCGACAGGUUCGCGCCAAUCAGGAACUGCUGGUUUCUUUCUUCAAGGCGUGUGUUCCACUACUCUCGAGACAGGGGCAGUCCGACGACGAGGACAAGAACAACUUCGAAGACGACGUGGAGGAAUAUCCUACAGACAGCGAAGAAGAAUCUGACUUCGAGAACGAAUCUGAUGACAACCAGCAAAUAAGGACAGUACCCCGUCACUCAGGCCAGAUCAUAGUAACCCUCUUCGAAGGCGAACCAUACACAUUAUGGAAUAUCAAAGAUCUGGCGCGCCACGCCGGUCUUGUGGUCGUUACUAGUUUCAGAUUUCCCUGGAAAUCGUAUCCUGGGUAUUCGCAUGCACGGACGUUAGGGGUCGUGGAGAGUCGGAAGCAUCGUCAUGAUAAUGAUGAUCAUCGGAAGAGUGAAGGAACAGGAGGAGGUUGGAAAGGCGAAGAUCGAGAAGCGAGGAGUUAUGUUUUUGAGGUCAAGGAUACGCAGCAGCAAGGUUCAAAGGGAAAAGGAAACAAGAAGAAGGGAGGUAGUGAUAGUGACUCCAGUGAUGGGGAGUAG